AUUUUGGCUCCAACCGUGCCCAUGGUUCCUGCCUCGGCGGCUCAUCGCGCCGUGCUUGUGGCACCUGAGUGAGAACGUAAGCAAUUCUACAGGGUGGCAAAGAUCGAGGCAAAUUUCUCCAAUGGAAGCUACGGGACGCGCCCGCGAGGGGCGCAAUACGGUGAAGGGGAGCACGACAGACCGGAAGAUGCGCAGACAGCACGCAAGGAUCUCAGCAGAUAACCUCAUUAGACGCUUGUAUACAGAGAUUGCGACAUUGAAGUGGAAGAUAGACAGUUAUGACGCUUGGUACUGGUCUUGGGCGAAGGCGAAGCACGAACCCAAUGCCAUCAGCUACAACGACGAGGAGUCUUGUACGGUGGCAGUGGCGGAGGCGAAGCACGAGCCCAACGCCAUCAGCUACAACGGCGACGAUCCCGCGAAGUCUUGUACGGCGGUGGUUGGGGACGCAAAGCACGAGCCCAAUGUCAUCAGCUGCGACGACGUGAAGUCUUGCACGGUGGCAACGGCGGAGGCGAAGCACGAGCCCAACGCCAUCAGCUACAGAGACGAGAGCGGGAGGAGUGCUGCGACGACCAAGCCUAACGUCGACAGCUGCAGACCCGAGAAUGGAGCACAGGUGAAGAUGGAGCCAGAUGACUUCUACCCUAGCUACUGCUCGGGGAUCAGCGCGUGUGAGAGAGGCGGGAUGAUUGAGCCUUUUACGUCUCACACUAGUCGCUCUACCCCUAGUCUAGGCCCAGGGUGCAGUUCGUACGGCUACAGUGCCGCCAUCGGGCCUCGCAGAAUGCAGCAGGUGAAGUUAGAGCCCAAUAUUGCUAGCUACCGUGAUGCUAUCUCUCAGGAGCUCAGAGAGAUCAGUGGAACUCCAGGCGCCCCUUUUUUGCCCGGCGGUUCGGCGGUGAUCGACUGGGGCGCCAUCAAGAAUACAGAUCAAGACUGCAAGCAAAUGUGAGGGGACUGUGAGAACAAUUUCGUGCCGCGCGUGAUAAAUUCCGUGCCACUCGUGAUGGAUGUCCUGAACUGCGGCUUCAAGUUCAAGGAAUUUGUAUAGAGAGAUUGCACAUUGACUUUGUCAUAUGAUCAUGAUCAUGCUCAUGCUCCUCCUCCUCCUCCUCCUCCUCCUCCUCCUCCUCCUCCUCCUCCUCCUCCUCCUCCU
Molecule: messenger RNA, 1159 nt
Organism: Prorocentrum cordatum
Lineage: Eukaryota; Dinophyceae; Prorocentrales; Prorocentraceae
Source: the annotation of a GenBank genome assembly